AUGGAGAAGUUGAAGGAGGAGGAGAAGGACGCGUCCUCGCAGCUCAAGGCUACAGAGGGUCUGGUGAGGUCCGAGGGAAAGAAGCUGAGCCUUCUCGAGCCCAAGGGCUCAUUGGCAGGCCCCAACAGGACGAAAGAGGAAGGAGUAGGGCAGGCGGAGGCAGGAAUCAAGAGGGAGAUGAAGAUGGAGGAGAAGGAAGAGAAGAUCCUAUCGUCGACAGCUCGCACCGUCGCGAAGCUCGAGAAGAAGGAAGAGCAAGACAACGGCGAAGGUGAUGAGGGAGGUCAAACAAGGUCUCGACAAAGUCUCUAG
Molecule: messenger RNA, 312 nt
Organism: Guillardia theta CCMP2712
Lineage: Eukaryota; Cryptophyceae; Pyrenomonadales; Geminigeraceae
Exons: 4
Coding region: 1-312 (103 amino acids)
Source: RefSeq, a predicted model, not a curated record